Chironomus riparius is the source of this 2196-nucleotide messenger RNA. The record is from the annotation of a GenBank genome assembly. Lineage: Eukaryota; Metazoa; Arthropoda; Insecta; Diptera; Chironomidae.
UAAAAACAACAACAAUUUCAAUCUAUUUAAAUUUAUUAAAUCUAUUGAAUUAGAGUGAUUAUAAUAAGAAUAUCUGGUUCUUUUUGUUUUUACAAUAAUUUGGCUCCAAGACGUUUAAAGUUUCUAUUCUCAAAUAGUGCUAAUAGUUGGAUUUUGAGAAUUUAAGUAAGACUGUGAUUUGUGAAAGGAGAAUGAAUGUAUCCGGACAAUCUCAAGAUAGAGCCUAUGUGGCUUUACUUGGCUUAGCAGAGCACUUUCGUACAACAAAAAAUAUUAAGAAAGCUAUUCAAUGUUUGGUAACAUAUGCACAUACCUAGAUUUAAUAUUUCUAUCAAUAAGCCAUUUUUCUAUAUUUCAGGAAGCAUUAUUUGCAUUUAAUCCUCCAAAGAAAGUGGAAUCCAGAACUCAUUUGCAACUUGGACAAUUGCUGUUCACAUACACAACUAAUCAAGAUUUGGCAAAGACACAUAUUGAACAGGCUUGGACGUUAAGUCAGCAAAUUCAAGGAUUCGACGAUAUUCGUUUUGAUGCAGCCCAUACAUUAUCACAACUUUAUCAGCAACAAAACCAGUCUCAUGCUGCAAAAACCAUUUUGCGAAAGGCAAUUGAGAACUCGCAGCAUAACAUAUUCUGGCACUCGAAGCUAUUGUUCCAAAUUGCUAGAAUCCAUGCCAAUGAUAAAGAAUAUAGUUUAGCGUCUGAAUUUCUCUCGAUUGGUGCUGACUGUGCUGAAGAGAAUAACGCUCCAUAUUUAAAGACACAAUUUUUAUUGAAUCGCGCAAUGAUUCUCAUAAUAGAGAGGAAGUCUAGUGAUGUUAAUGGAAUCCUUAAUCAAGCUGCAUCAUGUUUAGAGACUAUUCAAAAUCCACAUUUAAAAGAAUAUUCCAGAGUAUUUCAACUAAUUUUACAAGUAUCAAAUUCACUUCAAUUAGGGCAUGUUAAGUCUGUUAAGGAAAUACUGAAGCAGCUACAGCGUAUUAUUCAGACAAUAAUCAAUACGAAUUGGCCAUCAGAUGAACAGAUUUUUGGUCAACAUCCUACUGAAUGUUUCUUAUGGCUCACAAAAGAGCAAUUGUUUGUAUAUGUUUAUGUCCUAACUGUGUCACAGUCAAUGAUAUCAGGAUUUUUAGAAAAGACUCAGAAAUAUACAGAAAAAGCAUUGACUCAAAUUGAGAAACUAAAGGCACAGGAAAAUAAACCAAUACUUGCAAUGUUUCAAGUUACUUUACUUGAGCAUAUUGCUUUAUGUAGACUGAUAAUGGGAAAUAGAACAUCAGCAUUGAAGGAGAUAUCAUCAGCAAAAGACAUUUGUCUAUCAUUGCCUGAUAAAUCUUUACUAAAAUCACAUUCAUCACAAUUGCACUGUCUUUUGGGGUUAUAUGGAAUGUCAGUUAAUUGUUAUGAUCGUGCUGAAAUACAGUUAUGCACGGCAAUUCAAGAAACAAAUAAUCGUGUGUUGAAACUAUUCAGCAACUUGAAUCUGGCAAUAAUUUUUCUGAGAACUGGUCAAGAAGAGAAACUUCGUAAUGUCUUAAAUCACAUAGCAUCAGAUUAUACUCAAAACUUUACGAAUCAAGCUUUACUUGGCAGUUAUUAUUGGGUUCAAGGCUUAAAUUCAUAUUAUAAAGGAAGCUUCCAUGAAGCCAAACGUUUCCUUCGCGAAUCUCUAAAAAUGGGAAAUGCUGAAGAUUUGAAUCGAUUGACUUCUUGUUCCUUAGUUUUAUUGAGUCAAGUAUUUCUAAGUAUUGGAAACUCGAAAGAAGCAAUGAACAUGGUUGUUCCUGCAUUACAACUAGCAUCGAAAAUUCCCGAUAUAAAUGUUCAACUAUGGGGAAGCUCAAUACAAAGACAGCUUUACAAAAUGCUUGCAGAUAUUAAUUUAGAGCGUGAAGCUUACAUUCAGCAUCAACAAUAUUCACAAACGUUAAUCAAUGAUCAAUAUGAGUGCGUUAAAAUGCCGGAACAUAAUCUAAUGGAUUGGAUAUCAAACGAUGCUUUAGUUCCAGUAAAUGCUGAUGCUUUAGUCCCUUCCACAUCUGCUUUUAAUAAUUAUCCAGCAGACAAUUGAAUUCUAUUUGUACCUUAUUUGUAAAUUAAAAGGUAUGAUUUGUGUAUCUCAAUAUUAGUUUUAAGGUUGACUACACUAUGUUUGAAAUGAUUUUUGUACCUAUUGUCUACAUGCAUUUAAAUAAAUUC